Molecule: messenger RNA, 1896 nt
Organism: Brugia malayi
Lineage: Eukaryota; Metazoa; Nematoda; Chromadorea; Rhabditida; Onchocercidae
Gene: Bma-tiam-1.2
Product: RhoGEF domain containing protein
Exons: 11
Coding region: 1-1896 (631 amino acids)
Biological process (GO): positive regulation of axonogenesis; activation of GTPase activity; small GTPase-mediated signal transduction
Cellular component (GO): synapse; membrane
Molecular function (GO): guanyl-nucleotide exchange factor activity; protein binding
Source: RefSeq, a predicted model, not a curated record
AUGUUGAAUGUUUCUCGACUUCAUACACUUUUCGAUGAUUAUCCUUUACAUAGUAAUAAUGGUACCAUAAAUGUAUUACUUCCUUCCGGUUCCAUUAUAACUCUUCAGCAAACAACCGUAGAUAAUGUGAGAGAAAUUUUAUGCAAGGUUUGUGAUGAGCUGAAACUUGAUCCGGAAAAAUAUUACAUUGUGAGAGAGGGAUAUGAUCGAGUUCGAUUACAAGAACGAGAUUAUCGAUUGCAAAAGAAAGAGCGAAGUCUUGGUUUAACAAUAUCAGCUAAAAUGUGUAAUGAUGGUGGAAUCAAGGCUGAAGUUCGUGCAAUUCGUGAUAAAACGACCUGUGUUGAAGUGGGUGAUUUGGUGAUAAGCGUUGAUAACCGAUUGAUUAGUUCGUUGAGAAGUGCUGAAGAGGUGCAAAUUUUGUUACGUCACGGCACAAAUCUUGUUCUACGCAAACGUGACGCUAUCGUCUCGCAGUACGUCAGAUCAAUACCGUUAUCUACUGAGACUAGUGGUAGUAGUAGUAGUACUGCUACUACUACUACUACUGCUACAACAAUUUUCAAUAGUUUUGCACCACCACCGCCACCACCACCACAAUCUUUCACAAGAAAUCGUUCCCAUAGUAUGGAUCGGAUAUCCGAUAUUACGUCAUAUACGAAUACAACUCGAAAAGAUCAAGAAAGUGAAUCAGCUAGAUCAUCACCUACUCGAAGUAUUCAUCAAAACUGUCAGUCAUCAUCAAACAGUCAUUUAUUUCGUCAAAUGUCUCGUUCCGCUUAUGAGAAGCCAUCAAGGCGUGCGGAAUAUCGACAUACAACUCCUAUUGGUGCCAUCUCCGUAUCACAUUUUAGUGAAGGAGCGGAAGAUCAACUUUUGAAAACAAUCAGUGAACUUGUAUCAACGGAAGAAAAUUUUGUGCGUGAUGUUCAGAAGCUGGUGAAUCAAUAUUUAAAACCGACAAAUUUACCAUUAUUGGAAACAGCUGAUCGCUUAUUACGGAUUCAAACUUCAUUCCUGUUAUCACUUCUGGAUGCAGCCGGAGAUGUUGCUCGUUCAUUUACAGUCUCACAACAACAAUUGCGGGAUUCAUUGAUUCGUAUUUCGGCUUUAUUUGUCAACAAAUGUAGUAAAUUCAAAAUUUAUAGCGAUUAUUCAGCUGCAUAUUUACGAUUUCAACAAAAUAAAAAGGAACUAAAUGACAUUGUGACACGAUUGGAUAAAUUAAACAUUAGUGGUGAGCAAAGUGAAAGUGCUCAAUCCCUACUAAUCAAACCAAUCCAGCGGGUUCUCAAAUAUCCUCUUUUUUUACAACAAAUUAGAGAUAAUUGUUUUAAAGGAUCUGUGGAAAGGCAACAAGGUGAGCAAGCUCUAACAAGAAUGCAAGCUUUAGCAGAAUAUGUGAAUGAAAUGCAACGAUUAACAGAACAAUAUGGACGGAAUAUUGAAGAAAUUUCGUUAAAAAACGGAGCAGCAUCACGUAUGAAUUUCAGUCAAUUACUAAUGUUUGCUCACAUUAAUUGGUUAAAUUGUCCGGAAAAUCGUUCACGUCCGGUUGCUUGCGUGGCAUUUGUUUUUACCAGCCUAAUUGUGAUUUUCUGUCCAACACUUUCCAAAAACAAGACGAAAGUUUAUCGAAUUUUACCAAUUGUUGAAGUAGAAGUAAACGAAAGCAAUAUUCAAUCAUCUCAGUCACAAUAUGUCUUCAUAAUCACACAUAUCGGUUCAUCACGUGAAUCCGUCUACCAUUUGUGUUGCUGCCAAGCAGAAAUUAAAAAUCAUUUCAUUAAAUCUGUUCGUAAAGCUGCUUCCACUCUCGCGAAAGAGCAACGUCGUCCGAUUAGUGGUAGCAGUCAAUCAGAUGGUGGCUAUAGUAGUGAACGCCAUAUACCGUAG